Messenger RNA from Neoarius graeffei (lesser salmon catfish), 925 nucleotides. RefSeq names its product four and a half LIM domains 2b (gene fhl2b). Gene Ontology annotation, molecular function: transcription coregulator activity. Lineage: Eukaryota; Metazoa; Chordata; Actinopteri; Siluriformes; Ariidae. The transcript has 5 exons. Gene Ontology annotation, cellular component: nucleus; Z disc. Bases 16 to 855 code for a protein of 279 amino acids. The record is from RefSeq and is a predicted model, not a curated record.
GUUGUUGGACCCCAAAUGGCAGAACGCUAUGAUUGUCACUACUGUAAGGAGUCCCUGUUUGGGAACAAGUAUGUGCUGCGAGAAGAGAACCCCUAUUGUGUGAAGUGCUACAACAGCCUUUACUCCAACACCUGUGAGGAGUGCAAGAAACCCAUUGGCUGCGACAGCAGGGAUCUUUCCUACAAGGACCGCCACUGGCACAGUGACUGUUUCCAGUGCUUCAAGUGUAGAUGCUCCAUAGCAGACAAACCGUUUUCAACCAAGGACGAGCAGCUGCUCUGCACAGAGUGCUAUGCCAACGAGUAUUCGUCAAAGUGUUAUGAGUGCAAGAAGACUAUCAUGCCUGGUUCGAGGAAAAUGGAGCACAAGGGUAACAGCUGGCAUGAGACAUGCUUCACCUGCCAACGUUGCCAGCAGCCUAUCGGCACCAAGAGCUUCAUCCCAAAAGACGACAGCAACUACUGUGUGCCCUGCUAUGAGAAGCAGUUUGCCUUACAGUGUGUGCAGUGCAAGAAGCCAAUCACUACUGGAGGUGUGACCUACCAUGAGCAGCCGUGGCAUAAAGCCUGCUUCCGGUGCACAGGCUGCAAGGAGCAGUUGACUGGCCAGCGCUUUACUUCUUGUGAUGGCUUCCCUUACUGCCUCACCUGUUUCUGUAACCUUUAUGCCAAGAAGUGUACCUCCUGUACCAACCCUAUCAGUGGUCUGGGAGGCAGCAAGUAUAUCUCCUUCGAGGAGCGCCAGUGGCACCAUGACUGCUUCAACUGUACAAAUUGUGCUGUGUCCUUGGUGGGUCGUGGCUUCCUGACUGAGAGGGACAAAAUCCUCUGUCCUGACUGUGGCAAAGACAUCUGAGCACAGACCAUCUAAGUGGAAAAGCAGCAGAUGGCAUGAAAUAAUAGGUAGCUGAACUCCUAUGACUAUU